UUCAGCGACCAGCCAUGAUUCCACAGCUAAUCAGCGCUCUUGUGCUAAUCCACGUAGCUGCAGCUGCACCAGCGACAUCCAAGAUCGUUAAUGGUACAGAUGCAUCGAUCAACGAUUAUCCUUUCAUGAUAUCGCUGCGCAGUGCUUCCGGAAGUCAUUCCUGUGGUGGAAGCAUUAUCAACAAAUACUGGAUUCUGACCGCAGCUCACUGCGUAAAUUAUUAUUCAACUCCUCUUGUACAGUCCAUUCAAGUAGGUAGAUCUGUAAUUUCCCGGGAUGUCGACGACUCCGUGUAUCUCAUCGACGACGUGAUCAUCCAUCCCUAUUAUGAUGCUGCAAAUAGCUACGUGAAUGACGUAGCGCUGAUUAAGCUGAAGAGACCGUUGGAAUUCAAUGAGAGUGUGCAGCCGGUCAAAUUGGCGAGCAAAUGGUCCGAACUUGAUGCGACAGAUUUGGACGUCACUUUGAUCGGAUGGGGUCUUUUGGAGACUGAUGGUGACUUGCCGACUACAUUGCAAAAAGUGGACUAUUUUGCGGUGCCUAAUGAUCAGUGUAACGAGUUCCAUUCGCGGCAUAUCUAUCCUAGUCAAAUUUGUGCAGCCUUACCGGAGGGCGGUAAGGGGCAAUGUAGUGGAGAUUCUGGUGGUCCUUUACUGAAUAAUGGAAUUCAAGUUGGAAUCGUUUCCUGGAGUGUCAAACCGUGCACGAUUGCUCCGUAUCCGGGAGUUUUGACAAAGGUUUCCUAUUUCCUUGAUUUUAUCGAUGAAAAUACUAAGUAAAAACUGUCAAGCAUUAGUAGAAUUUCCAAAUAGAAAGUUCAAAAACAUAGUUUAAGAAGGAAAGGUCUUUAUGUGAAUGAAAGACAAUUUCGGUACCAUUUCA
Ochlerotatus camptorhynchus is the source of this 882-nucleotide messenger RNA. Its product is annotated as chymotrypsin-1-like. Gene Ontology annotation, molecular function: serine-type endopeptidase activity. Lineage: Eukaryota; Metazoa; Arthropoda; Insecta; Diptera; Culicidae. The record is from RefSeq and is a predicted model, not a curated record. The transcript has 3 exons. Gene Ontology annotation, biological process: proteolysis. The coding region runs from base 15 to 779 and encodes 254 amino acids.